AUGCCUCAAAUAUUUGCUCAUGGACAGAAAUAUAGAGUAUUAUAUCAACAUAUCACAUAUCAAAGUCCUGACGAUGGCAACGUCCCCCCCAUUGGUCCCAAUUGUCCUCGUGGUGGGCGCCCCCUUGUUGCACAUGCGAGCUGGCGGGAACAGGCUAAGGCAGUUCGUUCCAACCACAUUACCGCUGAUGCCCUCAUUGGAGCCCUUGCCACUCCUCGCAUAGAUGCCGCCUCCCCUUCUCUCAAUUUUUGCGCAUGGGUUAAGGAGAUUGUGUCUUAUCUCCAACACCCCCACUAUGUCAACUUAGGAGGGGGGUCCAUUGGAGAGACUAUAGCAUGCUGUCAUUCAAUCUCCCACCAGCAGAAUGGGUCCAGCUUUGUUGCAAUGCUCACAUAUAUGCAGCUAGCGAUACAGUGUCAAAGCUUGAUCAACACCUACAAGGAGCGCUCUAGUAUUUGUUGGGUUUACGACGACCAUGUUGCUCAGUUGCCCAAUGCCCCUGCCCAGACUACCUUCAAUCGUUGGAACGCUAUUGGAUGCAAGUUCAUAUCGCUUGCUGCUGGUGGAUCGAUCUACAUCUUGGUUCUGAUCGCGGGCCUCGACAUGCGGUGGAAAAUCGCAACACUGGGAGGUUGUAUUCCAUGGGAAGUUGGAAAGAUGCUGAGACAGCCGGAAAUGUGCAAAACGCCCACAUUGAUUCUUCAGCGCAUAAUCCCUGCAAUCGCUUGGAUCAGAUCUCAUCUGCCUCUGUCCCUCGAAAAAGUGUUCUGUCCUUCUCUCCUGGCCAGCGUUGGGUUAAAUGAAACCCUAGAUUGUACCAACCUAUCAGUCACCGACAAAGUUUUCGAUGCUUUCAAGCAAAACAAUUAUAUUCUUCCUCCUCGUCAUUUCGACUCCUGGAUGGACUGCACUACUGCAGUAGUGGAGGCGAUGAUUGUUAUCAGAGGCAAUGGUCACAUCAGCAUGGAUCAUAGGGUCAACCCCGGUUACUCAUAUUACACCAUUCGUACUGUGGAUCAAGCCAUUUGCAGGAUACCAAAGGUUAGUGUCAUCCAGACUACCUUUGACCAUGAACAUCCUGACAACCGCAAGUUCCCUGCUGAGACUGAUCAAAAUGAGAACAUCUUCUGGACCGAACAGGAGCGAGUAAGGGCAGAGGCUGGUGUUGUUAUCCAAGAUCUUGAUGAUUUGCGCAAUAAGUUGGACCAAAGAUAUGCUAAUGGCAGCAGCGAGGACACCGACACUUAUUUGCGCAUCCCUAUGGAUGCAUUCCAAGGUGCACUUGAUCUGAGAAAUGCAGAUGACAGUCUGAUGGCCUUCGUCUGUCCAACACUACCCGAAUCCAUCCGCAGUAACCUCCUCAGUUCAUUCCUUGCAUGCUUUGAUGGAAAUGAGGUCUUGUGCGUGCGAAAAUUGAAGGAUGACUUUCACGCAGAUGACUGCCAAGAUCAGGACACACAAAUCGAGCAUCAUGACAGUGUUACCUUGGAGAAGGUGGCGGAGAAGGUUCUUAAAAGUUCAUUUCAUUGCCUCCACUUUUCUAUUUGGAAUCGCUAUGCUACAAAGGGUGAUCAAGCUCCCACUGAUAUUCAUCCUCACUAUAUGAGCAGAGAGGACGUUAGUCGGACCAACCAUUCCCAAACUUUACCCUACCAGUCAAGGGAUAUUCUGGAGCACCAACAACUCUACAACAACAUUCUCCUGGCAUUUGGUGAGCUUUUUGAAUGGAUUGAUGACGUGAUCAAGGAAUGCUUGCCCACAGAGUACGAGGUCCUAGUUGAACUUGCUCAAGACCUACCAGGUGGUGAAGUAUCACCUGUGACACCAUUUCUCUCUCUUGUUGUCAACCUGAAUGUAUCGACCUUGGGUCAUCAUGAUAGGUUUGACAAGGACUUUUGUCUUGUCCUUCCAUUGGGCAACUUCAAGGGUGGGGCUUUGGUAAUGUUUGAGCAGUGUUUGGUUUUGGAACUUUGCAGUGAUGACUUUGCUAUAUUUCGUUCUGGUGAAACAACGCACUUUAACUUACCAUAUGAGGAUAAAAGCUUUGAUGUUUGGAAGGACACAUGCAAUGGCUGGGCACCCAAUGAUCAUUUCCAUUGA
Suillus discolor is the source of this 2100-nucleotide messenger RNA. RefSeq lists its product as uncharacterized. The transcript is spliced from 10 exons. The record is from RefSeq and is a predicted model, not a curated record. Bases 1 to 2100 code for a protein of 699 amino acids. Lineage: Eukaryota; Fungi; Basidiomycota; Agaricomycetes; Boletales; Suillaceae.